This is a messenger RNA of Peronospora matthiolae, 1350 nucleotides long. NCBI's taxonomy places the organism in Eukaryota, Oomycota, Peronosporomycetes, Peronosporales, Peronosporaceae. The record is from the annotation of a GenBank genome assembly.
AUGUGGUGCGCGAGCAAGGCCGCCGAGAGCGCGUUCGCACGUCUCUGUGCGGACGCCGAAGCAGAAACCACAGCAACUGAAAUCUCAUCGGAUGUUGAAGCGACUCAGCCUGUGUCACCUGGUGAUGCAGGCGCUCGUCAUGAAGACACUCAUGUCUUCACAGAGUAUGAGCUCGGUGUCUCAUACUCUCCUGAUACGGAAGACGGAUCCGUAUCGACGGCGAUUGAAUCCAAGCCGCCUGCCAAGCGUGGCAUGGAUGAUGCUAUGCGUCGUAGCAUCUUUGGUUCAUCUGAUUCAUCAGAUGAACCAUCGCCGAAGCGAAGGCGCUCGAGGUCGCGAGACUCGGGCGCUAACAGUGGUGUCGGUUCUCCUGUUGACACCACUUCGCAACAAGGUGCCAGUACUUCUGUCGGCACGUCCAAGAAGAGCGGGACCGCAGCGUGGAACGCCUACAUCCAUAACCUUGAGGAUGUAGGUCGUGACGUUUGGAACGACAAACUUAUCAAAGCUCGUGAUAAGUUUAAAAAGCGAACCCCGACAGGUACACGCUACAAGCUGCAUCGUCUGUCUAAGGAGAAAGGGUUACCCUGCCUCUCCUGGGUAGACUCGUGCUCAUGUUGUGUGAACAACUCUGCACGAGCACCUAAGGAGGCUUACCUCCCUAAUAGCCCGUGGUGGCGCGUACGUAUCUCUAGUGAGACGUACGAAGGGAUUGACAACCUGAAAUCUCUUUACUACCGUGCCGGAAAGACUUUCUCCGGCGGUCCUUCUGCGGCACAGGAUGUGCCGUGUCGUACUGCUCAACCAGACCCAGUACGUCAACCAUCAGUUGGGAGCGGGGCUCCCAAGCAUCCCAGGACUGGGGAUAGCCGCGUUACCGAACGAGAUAACUCGUCCGACGUCCGUUCACGUCGCGGUGGUUCAACAGCUGCUCAACCAGAUAGCGCUGGCCACCGCGAGAGUUCUCUAAUGGAGGUGGAGGAAGAGGGAAGACGCUCUCCACACAAUCGUGGGGAAGCGUGUGUUCCCGAGAGCUUCUUUGAUCGCGUAACGCAAGGGUUACGCGGCGAUCUCGAACAUGAGCGGGACAGGCGUCUCCAACUGUCGGACACUAUCUUGAAGCAUCGAGCUGAGUUUACCUUUGCUCAGCUUGAGAACGAGAGAGCUCUGACGUCUCCGCGUGACGAUCUAAGGGUAGCUCGUGGGAAUGUUGAUCGGUCUCGGGCUGAGAUAACUGCUCUUCAAACCCUUGUCGAUGCCCACCAUCGGGAGCACAAGGCUCUCUGCGAGAUGCUUGAGCGCAAGGGCGUUCUUCAUCGGAAGAAGCAGCGUACUGAUGGUACGGCUUAA